GUGUGCUCAAAUCUAUAUUAAAAGACUUCUUCCAAAAAACACGAGUGAUUAUGUCUCGCUGCUGUCAAAUUUCCUUCUGUACAUUCACAUGUGUGCAAACACGCUUCUAAAUCAGAUCAUGUGGAGUGCUGAUGAAAUCGCCAGUCUGUGUUAUGAUCACUUUAAUAAACUGCCCAAGAGAGGAAAACCAGAAGCUGGCAGAGAGUGGACGCUACUGGCAGCAGUAGUUCAACUGACUGUCAGUCCACAACGCGAGACAUUUCAUAAACAGGUUGUGUCUUUGGGAACGGGCACCAAAUGCAUCGGCCGGUCUGCCAUGAGUGUGAAGGGUGAUAUUCUGAAUGACAGUCAUGCAGAGGUUAUUGCGAGGAGGGGGUGUGUCAGGUAUCUGAUGGAGCAGUUGUACAGGGCUUUGAGUGGUCAGGAUUCUGCCGUGUUCUGUCCAGGAAAUGAGAAGGGGAAAUGGAUGGUUAAACCUGAUGUUUCUUUCAUUUUCUUCACCAGUCAAACACCCUGUGGCGACGCCUCCAUCUUUCCAAUGACUGGCAGUCAAGUGCAGCCCUGUGAACCGGUAAAAGAGUCCCUGCACACACAACCCGAGAGACACGGCCUUAAACGCCCGGCUGAGAGGGACCUGGAAGACACCCACAAGUGUCACAGAAUAAACACAAGAGAUGCCUUUUCCACCUCUAGAGAAACAGCGGACACUGAUGAAUGUAAAGUUACGACAGACGCUAAAGAAAGCACCAACUCGCCCGACCUCCACCGCACCGGGGCGAAGUGUGUCCCUGAUGGGCCGAGUGACCCGCUGCAGCCCGGGUUACUCUACCACAGUGUUGGGGUGCUGCGGGUGAAGCCAGGGCGUGGUGAGCGCACGCUCUCUCUCUCCUGCAGUGAUAAACUUGCUCGUUGGGGCGUUGUGGGCUUUCAGGGUGCCCUGCUGUCUCAUUACCUGCAGGGGGCGAUGUACUUCAGUGCUGUGGUGUUGGGGAAGUGUCCGUACAGUCAGCAGGCCAUGCACAGAGCCUUACACACACGGUGUGCUCAUGUGUCUGAUCUGCCGUCUGGUUUCUCCGUACAGAGUCCAGAACUCCUGCUGUCUGGUUUAGAGUUUACCCAUAAUCACACACAAACUGAGACCAAACACAUACACACGCAGGGCAGAAUAUCACCCUGCGGGGCAGCUAUCAGCUGGUGUGCCGUAUCCCAGCAGCCUCUAGACGUCUCUGCCAACGGUUACAAACAGGGAGUGACAAAAAAAAAAUUGAGCAGCGUGCAAGCUAGGUCUUUAAUCAGUAAAGUGGAGCUUUUUCAUACAUUUCUGAGACUGGUUGCAGUAACGGAAGAAAGUGAAUUUCCUGAAUCUCUUCGUGGAGGAGAGUUGAGGACGUACUGGGACUUCAAGCAGGCCGCAGCGUCGUAUCAGCAGGCCUGGACGCAGCUGCGACUGCAGGCUUUCUCGCAGUGGAGCCGCAGCCCGCGAGAACUGCUGCUGUUUCAUUAAUACCACAGAUACAGUGCAUUCAGAAUGUAUUCAGACCCCUUCAUUUUUUUCCCACAUUUUGUUAUGUUGCAGUCUUAUGCUAAAAUGCUGUAAAAAAAAAAAAAAAAAAAUCACAUUAAUCUACCCUCCAUAUCCCAUAAUGACAAAGCAAAAAACAGAUUUUUGAUAACUUUGCAAAUUUAUUCAAAAGAAAAAAAUGAAAUAUCACAUUGACAGUAUUCACACCUUCGAUUGGGUUAAAGUCUGGGCUCUGGCUGAGCCACUCGGGGACAUUCACAGAGUUGUCCCUAAGCCACCCUUGCAUUGUCUUGGCUGUGUGCUUGGGGUCAUCGUACUGUUGGAAUGUGAACCUUCGGCCCAGUCUGAGGUCCUGAGUGCGCUGUACUAGGUUUUAAUUAAGGAUAUUUUUGUAUUUUGCUGCGUCAAGAUUUUCUUCAACCUUGACCAGUCCCAGGCGCUAAAAAACACCCUUACAGCAUUUCGCUACCACCACCAUGCUUCACCGGUUGUGGUUUCCUCCAGACAUGAUGCUUGGAAUUGAGGUCAAACAGUUCAAUCUUUGUUUCAUCAGACCAGAGAAUCUUGUUCUCACAGUCUGAGGGUCCUUUAGGUGCUUUUUGUGACUUGCACUGAGGAGACACUUCCAUCUAGCCACACUGGCAUAAAGCCCAGAUUGGUGGAGUGUUGCAGUGAUGGUUGUCCUUCAGCAAGUUUCUUCCAUCUCCACACAUGAUCUCUGGAGCUCAACCAAUCUCUCUUACCAAGGUCCAUCUCCUCCGAUUGCUCAGUUUGGCUGGGUGGCCAGCUCUAGGAAGAGUCCUGGUUGUUCCAAUCUUCCAUUUAAGAUUUAUAGAGGCCACUGUGCUCUUGGGAACCUUCAAUGCAAAUUGAAAAAAAAAAUUUUCAGCUCCUCAACCCAAUCCUGUCUCUGAGCUUUGCAGGCAGUUCCUUUGACCUCAUGGCUUGGCUUUUGCUCAGAUAUGCAUUUUCAGCUGUGAGACAUUUAUAUAGACAGGUUUGUGCCUUUCUAAAUCAUGUCCAAUCAAUUGAAUUUGCCACAGGUGGACUCCAGUGAUAGUGUAGAAACGGGAAAUGGGAUGCACCUGAAGUCAAUUUCAAGUGUGUGAAUACUUAUGUCAAUGUGAUAUUCUAGGCCAUCAAUGUUUACCAAGGCCAUAAAUAUCACAUCACUGUUGCUAUUGGUAAAGAUGUGAUAAGUAUGUUGACUGUCUUUGUUUUACCAAGUGCUGUAUGAUCAAACAGGACUGUUGAAGGAACAGUUAAGCCAAAAAUAAGUUCUGUUAUCAUUCUAUGGCUGAGG
Messenger RNA from Xyrauchen texanus (razorback sucker), 2825 nucleotides. It is a transcript of the gene adat1, whose product is annotated as adenosine deaminase tRNA specific 1. The transcript has 10 exons. The record is from RefSeq and is a predicted model, not a curated record. Bases 89 to 1504 code for a protein of 471 amino acids. Gene Ontology annotation, biological process: RNA processing. Lineage: Eukaryota; Metazoa; Chordata; Actinopteri; Cypriniformes; Catostomidae. Gene Ontology annotation, molecular function: RNA binding; adenosine deaminase activity.